GAGCCUAUCAAAAUGCAUAACAAAGUUGACCUUGUUUAUAACAUGAUCAAUUUGAUAGGAUGCGGUUCUACAUAUGUAUCAAACUUCUAAGAGUUGCAAAUUUCCAUGUUCAAUGCCGUGCCUUUAACGUUAUCCAAUACAUAAAUACAUAUUAUACUCAUUCAUAAUUGCAUUAUCUGUAGGGAAGGGUCUAAAUCGCGUCUUCACAAUUUAGUAAAUGCAUGUAUGUAUAUAUGCUAAAUGAAGCGUGCAUAGUCGCAACUUUGUAAUAAGAUUAGAUGCAUUAAUACGCUUUAGGUAAGUAUACGGUGCAGUUAAUCCUAAGUUGGGUACAUUUUUUAUCUAUCACUUAUUCUCGACGGUCAUAAAAAGCCGGUUCAGUUAAUUCAGUACAUGUGUCGAAUGCACGACAGGUGAAUGUGCUAUCUGUGUCUGGGACUGGAUGGACAGCUAGAUAUAUGGGUCGUCCUACAUAAAUUGAUCAGCAAGGUGUACGAACGACCACGUUCCCGUCGUGUGAUUCUUUUAACCAGCAAUAUUAAUUUUACUAUUUAUUUUAGCACCUCUCAUUGCACAAACCUACGUGUAAGGAAUCGAACGAUCAAACCAACCAAACCAUUACAAUUCACACCAUGCACAGAAUUUCCUCAGUAUGGUUCAGAUUUUUCCCGAGGCAACAUCCAUUCAUCUACAUACACAAUAUUAGACAUAGAAGCAUCGUUCCCAUUACUUAAAUAUACAGUACCAAUAAUACAUAAGCAAAUCCAUAUUGCAUUCGCUAUCCUCCAUUCAUCCAGACUCUUUUCUCCAGUUUGAACUCUUGAUUCUAUUUAUACCAAACAUUCUGCAUGUUGCCGUUGGCUGACUAAAAUAGUUACAGCUAAUAGCUAAAAAUUUAGAAUACUUUGCUGUUAGUAAGUCGAUUACGAAAUGGUUAUAGAAAGUGGGACAGUGGGCGAAAGUGCUGUAGGGAGCACUACCACUUCAAAUUGUAGUUGGGCUAGUGGUUCUAUUAAUAAUGGGAAACACGACCAGGGUAAUAAUGAGUCGGAACAAGCCUGUUGCACUUCCGAGAACAACGGAGCUGUGGGUGGAGAACAGAGAAGACGAAGUUUGUCGACAUCGGCGUCGUCCAAUUUUCAGACCUUGUUGGAAAAGAUUCAGACCAGGAUUGAGAGUGGAGACCCAUUCUUCUCAUUAGAAUUCUUCCCACCCAGAACAAAGUCUGGUGCUGUAAACCUCCUAGCAAGAUUUGACCGUUUCCGAAAUGGUGGUCCUCUCUUUAUAGAUGUGACCUGGCAUCCUGCAGGUAAUCCGGGUGGGGACACGGAAACUUCGUCCCUUAUGAUUGCAUCGGCCGCAUUAAACUACUCCGGUCUGGAUACUGUACUUCACAUGACGUGUUCAGAUUCUGGCGUGGAUGACAUUAACCGACAUUUGGAAAAGGCUAAGGCACAAGGAGUUAGAAACAUUUUGGCAUUGAGAGGAGAUCGAAACGAUGAUCACGCACCAACAAGUCAACCCCACUUCAACUAUGGGUCCGAACUCGUUCAUCAUAUUCGAUCAAAUUAUGGGAAUGACUUUGUCAUCGGCGUCGCCGGAUAUCCAACACGCCAUCCGGAAUCCAUCUCGGAUGAUGACGAUCUUCUUUAUUUAAAGAAAAAGGUGGAUGCUGGAGCCGACUUUAUCGUUACGCAGCUCUUUUUUCAAGCCGAAGUGUUUAUAAGAUUCGUGGAGAAAUGUCGAGCGAUUGGGAUUCGGGUGCCAAUUAUCCCUGGAGUUAUGCCGAUACAGUCAUAUGAAUCCCUAAGACACAUUGUAAAACUGAGCAAGUUGUCCAUUCCACCAGAAAUAUUGGAGAAGAUUGAACCCAUUAAGAGCAAUGACGAAGCAAUUCGAAAUUAUGGGAUUCAUCAGGCUGUAGAAAUGAUUAGAGCCUUGUUCCAGAGUGGAAUUGCACCUGGUGUUCAUUUUUAUACGUUGAACAGAGAAGUUGCAGUAAUGACCAUAGCUAAACAGCUUGGCCUAUGGAAUCCAGACCCUCAACGUCCUCUCCCUUGGAAAGUUGUGCCAAAUUAUCGACGUUGUGCAGAAGAAAUUCGACCCAUUUUUUGGUCUGCACGACCAAACGCUUACAUCUACAGAACUCGCCAUUGGGAUGACUUCCCCAAUGGCAGGUGGGGAUCUGCGGAAUCCCCUGCUUUUGGGGAGCUUAAGGACUAUUAUCUAUUUUAUCUCAAGAGUAAAAGUGCAAAGGAAGAAUUGUUGGAAAUGUGGGGACCAUCUCUUUACUCGGAGCAAGAUGUUUGGGAUGUCUUUUAUGCUUACUUAAGCGGCGAAGAUAAUGCAAAUGGUUCAAAAGUUACAAAGAUUCCUUGGAAUGAUGAAGAGCUCUCUCCAGAAACUAACGAAAUCACAGAGAGACUCGCCUAUCUUAACAAAAGGGGAGUCCUCACAAUUAACUCGCAACCCAACGUGAAUGGUCUCUCAAGUUCAGACCCUACCCAUGGAUGGGGCCAGGUUGGAGGGUACGUCUACAAAAAGGCUUACCUGGAAUUCUUUACUUGUGCCAAAAAUGUGAAAAAUCUUAAACGUAUUUUGGCCAAUCAUCCACAAGUCAAUUAUCACAUCAUUAGCAAAAAUGGCAAGUUUAAUUACACAAAUGCUCAUCGACAAUGCCCGAUUGCGGUUACUUGGGGUGUAUUUCCUGGAAGAGAAAUCAUCCAACCUACCGUUGUAGAUCCCGAGUCAUUCUUGGUAUGGAAGGAUGAAGCUUUCGCGUUGUGGAGAGAACAAUGGGGAAAAUUAUAUCCGGAAGGAUCAAAAUCUCGACAAGUUAUUGACGCAAUUUCUGACUCCUACUACUUGGUUAAUCUAGUUGACAAUGAUUAUCCAAAGGAGACUGUACUGUGGGAAAUACUUGAUCAAAUGCUAGAACUUGGUGGAGGGAGUGGAAAUGAUGAUACAGAUAAUCAUAGCUUAUCAGAGUGUUCGGAUGUGUGGUCUGAAUCGGAUGACGAUCUGAUUGCUCAUCUUCAGCUAUCGGUCAAAUUAGACCAGAACUAACUUGUCCAAUUAAAUAAUAUGUAUUAUUGUAAAAGUGAAAGUAUCGUGUUCAUGUGUGACUUUUGUCUUCCAGUUCAUUAUGGUUUUUUAUGUGUACACCAGAAGGAUAAAUCACAUCAGGACCAGUAAUAAUAAUAAUACGGAUAAUAAUGUAAUGUUGUGCUAAUUCGAUAACGGCGAGGCUAUAAUACUGUAUGUAACAAUUAUUUGCUCUGUGAUUUGAAUUUCAAGUAUUGAACAAGUCAGAACCUGUUUCAACAAAGUUAAUCUCAUAUUAUGUAUAUGGACAUGCGUUAAAGUUGUCCUUAUUUUAAAUCAACUAGUAUUAAAUAAUAAUUGAACUUCAAUUUAAUUUAAUAACUUCAAUUGUUGAAGUUAUUGCCAGUAUGAUUACUCGCCCUUCAUGUUAUAGAUAUUUGUGUCACGUUUUAUUUCAUCAAUUGUAUUAAUAAAAGCUUCUUGCCAAUCUUUCGAUGAUCAA
Messenger RNA from Folsomia candida, 3547 nucleotides. Its product is annotated as methylenetetrahydrofolate reductase. The coding region runs from base 931 to 3066 and encodes 711 amino acids. Gene Ontology annotation, molecular function: FAD binding; methylenetetrahydrofolate reductase [NAD(P)H] activity. Gene Ontology annotation, biological process: tetrahydrofolate interconversion. Gene Ontology annotation, cellular component: cytosol. The transcript is spliced from 12 exons. Lineage: Eukaryota; Metazoa; Arthropoda; Collembola; Entomobryomorpha; Isotomidae. The record is from RefSeq and is a predicted model, not a curated record.